AAUCUUUGAAGCUGAAAUGACGUGCUUAUGAAAAAAUUGGACAGUAGAUUCUUCCAUUUUGUGUGAUUCCUGGGGUAAAAUGAUCGUCUAUUACUGAAGUAUUUAAUGAAAUUUCUUUGUUUUUUUGAUCAUAUCAAUAAUUGCCCUCUGCGUUUUUACGAAAUAAAAUUGAGAUUUCUUCAGUGAUUUUGAUGAUUAUUGGUUAUUAUGAUUACUUUCAAGCUUGUUGAAUGAGUUUAUGCUGGGCCCAAACAGAAAAGAAAAAAAAAUGAAGUAUUUUUUAGUUUUAUGCUGUACCCAAACAAAAACGGAAGUAUUUUAUUAAUUUUCGUGUAUUUUAAUUGCUGUUAGAUGGUUCUACCGAUUCUUCUGAUAACAUAAGCUUUAUUGAUUUGGGAAAAGGAAAAUUUAGGUUGAAGUUAGGAUGGAGAAUGAAUAUCAAUAUACUGUUCCUUCUGAUGACACCGUUCCUUUGGGGAAUCCUAAGCCAGAAUUCGGAGUUUUUAAACUUGGCACGGAUACAAAGGUUUUGGAUGUACCUGAUUCGCUUGAAAAUUUUGAAGCUCAGACUGAAGACGACACAGCGAAUGAAGUGGUACUUGACAGUGAUGAGGAACGAGGACACAAUAACGAGGCCAUGAAUUUGGUGAAUACGGUGAAAAGGAAGCAAUCGACUGCUGGUUAUUUAAGGAGGCUGCAUAAUAGAGUUUGUGCACAUUCGUUUCAGCACGUUGAUUCAGCUAGAAGAACUGGAUGCAAUGAAGAAAGUAAUGCUGGGCAUACUUCGCUUGACACUGGUACCGGAUAUCAGGAACAAUCUAUUACUAUUAACAACGUACUAUCCAGCACUGCUAAUCGAAAUUCAAUUCCUAUGGAAGGAAAAGAAUCUCACAACCAAGCGUUGAGGAAUGUGGCGAGGGGAAGUUUUUCUGAAAAGUUUCUUGAUGAGAAAAGGUUGUCAUCAGAUAAGUCUCUUGACAUGGAAAUAGAAAAGGAUGUAACUUAUGAACACAGGUGUGCAAGGUAUAACCACAUGGAAUCGCCAGAAUCAGCAGAAUUGUCACAAUCUAGGGCCUUAGACUUUGUUGAUCACUAUCUGUCAGUUAGUGAUUUGAACUUGUGUCAAAAUGUUGAAACUAAAAGGACUAACAGAAUAAAAUCGCCAGCAUCUUUGAGGUCAAAAGGGACUCAAAGUUUGGCGAGGAGAGUAAAUCUUGGAAUCAUUGAUUGUGACUCUGCAACUUUUGACUGGGUGGGAAAGGAAAAUGCGAAUAGUAGGUCCACUUUCUUUGGAUGGGAAGGAAACAAAUCAAGAGCUGCAUCUGUCCAUCAGGAAUCUGUUAUUGUUGGCUUGCAGAAGAAGAGCUUUCUGCUUCAGUCCAAAUAUCAGCUCACGGGAAAUAUUUCAAGUUCAAAUAAUUUAGGUACAAAAAUAAUUUGCCCUGAUGAGAUUGACAAAGUAGCCUCAAACUCAGAAGUGACUGAUGAAAAUAAUUUUAUAGAGUUGGAUGAACAGUUUGGUGUAGGACAAUUGGAGCAGCAGGUACAAAAGCUUGGCGAUGAAAGGGACACAUCAGAAAUCUUUGAUGUUGGUUUUGACACUCAAAUGGCCGUUGAAGCUAUGGAAGCAUUAAGAUCUGCGCCUCCACCUACAUCUAAUGCUGAUUUUACUUGUCAAGAUUUUGAUGACACAUUAGUUAACUCUUCUGAAGGUGCAAACAAGAAGCAUAAAUCAAAAAAUUGCACUUAUCUUGAGAAUGAUUUUUUAGGUUCAGCUGACAAACGAAAACCGACAAAGCGUGUGAAGAGAUCUGCUAAAAUGGUGUAUGAAAAUAUAUCUUGCUCGCUUGAUGAACACUUCGAAGGCCAAAGCGGGGCUGUGUCUCCGUUAUUACCAAAGAGAAAAUUGAUGAUGAAGGAGCCAUUGACUGAGAAGGACUUAAAUGGUAGAAAUCCUGGAAACAAAAAGAAUAGCAACUGUGGAAGGGCUCCUAGGACUGUAGUACAACACAAGGAAGAUGAAUUUACUGAAAAAAUUAAUUUGAAAGAGGUUCGAAAAAAUAAGUUUUUAUUAGAAUCUAUUGGAUGUAACUCAGAUGGCCAAUGUUCAAAAGACAAAUCCACCAAUCCUUCACAUGCUGCACGGGUGUCUGGGCACUAUUCAUCAGUGAUUUCUUUUGAAAAGGCUGAGGAUUCAAUUGAUAGUUCUGAAGAGAGGACAAAUGAUAUUAUGAAGUCUGGUGCUCCUCUGCAAAGAAGAAAUAUGACUAGCUUUCAUAAGGAUGUGUGCAAAAGUGGAGUUAGAGGGAAUUGUUUGAAGUUGGAUUCUGUUUCAUGUUUCAAGGAUAUAUCCCCCCCUUUGAAACAUCAAGAAAAAUUAAACCUAGUUGUUGGGAGUCCUUUAAAGUUAAAUCCCUGGAUUUAUCCAAGACGGAAAAGAACACGACAUAAUGUGCCUUGCCACUCAAAUAGUAACCAGCUUCCACCGAGCAUGAUAGUUCAUGAGAAAAAUGAGAAUACAUGUCAUAAAGUGAGUCGCAAAGCAUGCAAGAAAGUAGCAGGGCAUUUAGUCCAUUCCCGAGAAUUUCAAUUUUCACCAGAAAGAAACCAUUUUGCAAGCUUGACAAGGCAGCAUAUAGGUGAUUGGGAUUGCACGGGAUUUAAUAAUAAUGUAUCUGCUACCACAAUGGUACGGGUUCCUGUCGACCUUGAUAGAUCCGUAACGUUGAAGCAAUCUGGUAAACUAGAUGGAGGGUGUCCCAUACCCUUUGUUGGCACUUCAGGUAUCAUGAAGUUGGAUGCAUUAUCAAAUGGGAAUUCUAAGGGUUUUAAAGUAUAUGAGUGUGGCAAGAAAAGCAAGCGACCACGCAACAACCCCUCUAGAUCUCCCCUAAUGAAAGAACUUGUGAGAUUGGGAUACUCUGAAUCUCUACCAGAUAUUUUUGCAAAAGAUGUAAGAAGACGAAAAGUUGCGGCAAAGGCUUGCAUCUUGUUCAGCCAGAACUUGGACGCCAAUAUACUUAAGCAGCAGAGAAAGGUUUACAUUUGUCACUUAAUCAACAUUCUAGUUGCUUCAAACCUAAUGUUACAAUUGACCAAAGGUCGUGUACCUACUGGUAAUUUUGUCUGGCAGAUUGUGGCACGAUUAGGCUUUUCGAUUGCAUCAUGUUGCUCAGAUGCUACUCAUUUUGUAACUGAUAGAUUUGUGAGAACUAAGAAUAUGUUGGAAGCCAUUGCUCUUGGAAAACCAGUGGUGACACACUUAUGGCUGGAGAGCUGUGGACAAGCUGGCUAUUUCAUUGAUGAGAAAGGUUACAUUCUGAGGGAUGACAAAAAGGAAAAGAAAAUCGGAUUCAGUAUGCCUGUUUCACUGACUCGUGCAUGCCAACAUCCACUUCUAGAGGGAAAGAGAGUCUUCGCUACUCCAAAUGUCAAGCCUGGUAUAGAUGUGAUAUAUUGCUUGGUGAUGGCAGUUCAUGGACAGGCAGUCCAACAAUUACAGUGUGCAAAAAGAAAGGAUCACGGAAUUCCAGAUGAUUUGUUAAUUCUCUCUUGUGAAGAAGAUUAUAUGAUGUGCGUGCCAUUUCUUGAAAAAGGAGCUUCCAUCUAUAGUUCAGAGCUUUUGCUGAACGGGAUUGUAAUCCAGAAACUGCAAUAUGAGAGGCAUCAACUUUUCAAAGAAUUUGCUGAAACGAGAAAAACACGUCGCUCUUAGACCUGGCUCAUAUUAUUACUGCCUCUUGCUUUUAUUCCUCGAUUAUUUCUUUUGGAAUCAACUAAGGGUACUGGUGCAACCACCUGAGGUGAUUGCUUCUUUUUGUACAAAAUGAAAUCAAUCUCUGUUUUGGGUUAUAACUCAAGUACAUAUGCUGGUGCGUCUCAAUUACUGAAAGAUAACAAUAAGGUAGUAUGUGAAAUUGGGAUUGUAUUGAAACGAAUGCUAGUUCACACUUGAGUUAUGGAAGAGUUUGUUUCAAAAGGAGGGUUCCUGGCAAGUGUGGCUUUUAAUAGGGUUUUUUGAAGAAUUUAUGUUUUCAACUUGUGAUCUUUGAUUCAUGAGCAAAUUUUAUGAUUCUUUUUCCUCAAUUUUGUAGCUUCAAUGCCUUCAAAAUUCUGCUUC
Molecule: messenger RNA, 4120 nt
Organism: Olea europaea var. sylvestris
Lineage: Eukaryota; Viridiplantae; Streptophyta; Magnoliopsida; Lamiales; Oleaceae
Exons: 6
Coding region: 425-3715 (1096 amino acids)
Source: RefSeq, a predicted model, not a curated record